GCCAUUCGUGAUAGCAUAAGGCUACAGUAACCGGGCAGAAUGGAUGCCUACUGCUAACACCUUCAACCCCAGUCAGUCUAAGGUCUCGUUUGUUCAAGCUCAGCUGAUCUACUCUUUCGAUCGAAUCACAAUCAAGGUCUGGUCUGUUGUUUUCAAAAAAAGCUCGUCAAGUGCGCGAAAAGCGGUGAUUAGUCAUUCUGGGGGGGGCGUCCUUGUACUUAGUACAUUUUUUUUUUUUUGCCCUCGCAUUUCUCUUUCCUCCGGCUGCUCUUAUUAAAUUCCUUGUCGUCUCUGUUUUGUUGACGGAGAGGUUUAGGACUGGACCAGGGGAAUGACUGGAGGUAUAUAUACAGCACGUCUAC
Molecule: messenger RNA, 362 nt
Organism: Aspergillus aculeatinus CBS 121060
Lineage: Eukaryota; Fungi; Ascomycota; Eurotiomycetes; Eurotiales; Aspergillaceae
Exons: 1
Coding region: 44-277 (77 amino acids)
Source: RefSeq, a predicted model, not a curated record